This is a messenger RNA of Eubalaena glacialis (North Atlantic right whale), 892 nucleotides long. It is a transcript of the gene SRARP, whose product is annotated as steroid receptor associated and regulated protein. Gene Ontology annotation, molecular function: nuclear estrogen receptor binding. The transcript has 2 exons. Gene Ontology annotation, cellular component: cytoplasm; nucleus. NCBI's taxonomy places the organism in Eukaryota, Metazoa, Chordata, Mammalia, Artiodactyla, Balaenidae. Gene Ontology annotation, biological process: positive regulation of intracellular estrogen receptor signaling pathway. Bases 16 to 540 code for a protein of 174 amino acids. The record is from RefSeq and is a predicted model, not a curated record.
GCUGAGCCAGGCGCUAUGGAAUCAGUAACAGUCCCAACAGAAGACCCCAGAGACCUGAGAGCCUGCCCCAAAGUCAGGGGCCUGGAGACGGACCUGGAGACUAGCUCAGGUGGAAAGCCGGCCCGCCAUCAGAAGGCCAUCCCCAAAGCUCACCUAACUUUUGUUAUCGACUGUACUCGUGGGAAACAGAUCUCCCUGGCAGCAUUCCCAGGGCCACCCCGCGUCCCUAGUCCCAACCUAGGACCUGUCAUCCCUCCAAUGAAGACUUACAUCUUGUUAUGUGGGGAAAACCGGCCCCCCCAUGUAACUCAGGAGGCUCCCCUAGGUGGGGGAGGCCUUGCCCAGACCAGGGGCCCCCUGCCACCCUGCAGAGAGACUACGGCCCCAGCUUCCUCCCCAGCCAGCCCACUCUGCCUCCAGGGGGCUCCUGAAGCCAAGGGGGGCCCUGUGAAGACUGUGUCCUCAAGGUCUUCAGCUUGGGGAACGGUCAUAGUCUCGCUCAAAGCCCUCUCCUCCUGUGUCUGUGGGCAGGCUGAUUAACUGGAAGAGCCUGGCCAAGGGAGGAAAGGGCUGGCAACCCAAGCUCCAGAGUUCAGCGGAUGCAGUUCCCAGGGUUCACUCCCUCUUCCCCAGCCAAGCAGAAGUCUUCUGUGCCUGAGCCAAGAAAGGAGCAUUAGGUCCCUAAGGGACAUCUGAAACAGCCACGAGCAUCCUACUUCUCCAUCCUCUCCAUCUUUGUUCGCCUUUCAGCGGAAGCAGGAUAAGGCAACGCCACGUAGAAAGAGACUAAUUCACUAACACAGCCAAUUCUGAAGGAGCAUCUCCCACAUGCCAGGCCCUGCAAAGUGCUAAAGAAGAUACUACAGCUUUCUUGGAGCUUGUACUCUUGGGG